Molecule: messenger RNA, 857 nt
Organism: Lotus japonicus
Lineage: Eukaryota; Viridiplantae; Streptophyta; Magnoliopsida; Fabales; Fabaceae
Product: CASP-like protein 2
Exons: 3
Coding region: 43-606 (187 amino acids)
Source: RefSeq, a predicted model, not a curated record
CUUGUUCACCUACAAGUGAAGAGAAUCUAAGUAGGAGAAAAAAUGAAGGUGAGUGCAGUUGAAACUGGAGAAAUUUCCCAAGUAGCAGCCCCAAGAAAAGGGAUGAUAAGAGGUCUCUCAAUAAUGGACUUUAUUUUGAGAAUUGUGGCAGCCAUUGGCACACUGGGAAGUGCAUUGAGUACGGGAACAACAAGGGAAACACUUCCCUUUACCACACAGUUUGUAAAAUUCAGAGCUGUAUUUGAUGACCUUCCGACAUUCGUGUUUUUUGUGACCUCCAAUUCUAUUGUAUGUGGAUACCUUGUACUUUCACUUGCCUUGUCAUUCUUCCACAUAAUAAGGAGGAGUUCUGCAGCAAAAAGUAGGAUUCUCCUAGUCUUUCUUGACACGGUUAUGUUUGGUCUUCUCACAACUGGAGCAGCAGCAGCAGCAACAAUUGUUUAUGUGUCACAUUAUGGCAACGUAAAUGCCAAUUGGUUUCCUUUCUGCGGACAAUACAACCACUUCUGUGAACGCAUUUCAGGUUCACUGAUUGGUUCUUUCAUUGCAGUGGUUAUCUUCAUGAUAAUUAUUCUCAUGUCAGCAGUAUCAAUAAGCAAGCAUUGAAAAUUGAAAUGGUGGAAUUGGACUGGUCAUGGUGUGCAUUGCCCUUAUUCUGAUUGUGCUUAUCUAGCCUUCCCUGCAGGCUUUGUUUUAAGCUUUCAAUAUAAACUAGUCCAAGUGGAGCGUAAAAUCCCAGUGGCAGUGUAAUUAACAUCUUGCACGUUGUUAUAUAUACGAGUUUGCUAAUUGCUAUAUCAAAUGUACUUAAGUUGAAUCUUUUUGCUCUUUUUAAUUUAUUGUUCAAUGUUCACUUC